Molecule: messenger RNA, 6684 nt
Organism: Lates calcarifer (barramundi perch)
Lineage: Eukaryota; Metazoa; Chordata; Actinopteri; Centropomidae
Gene: adam22
Product: ADAM metallopeptidase domain 22
Exons: 32
Coding region: 760-3714 (984 amino acids)
Biological process (GO): proteolysis
Cellular component (GO): postsynaptic density membrane
Molecular function (GO): metalloendopeptidase activity
Source: RefSeq, a predicted model, not a curated record
CUGUCUGUUAUCUGACAUGUUCCUGCUUGUAGUGUUGGCAGAAUAGGAAAAUAUCAGGACUUAAAAGAUACAUUUAAUGCUGUUGCAGCCCUGGUCAUAGAAAAAAACAACUAUAAUUUUAUUUAAAGUUAAACAUCCACAAAAACACAACCACCACAGACACACUUUCAAGCAUGAUCACCACAUUUCAUUUUCUUCGUUGUUAUUUGGCUUCUGGUGCCCUGGCAGAUGAUUGAGUGAGUCAUGAUGGUAAUAACAGGCAGAAUUGGGCAGGAAUGGCGCUCGUGCUGUAAUUUAACAUGGAGGAACGUCGAGGAGGCGGGUUUUAGAUAUCAUCUCAGCCGAUCCGGUUGGCGGCAGGCCGGGCUCGCAGCUUUUCUCCGUCCUCUCUCCGCUCAUAUUUAUGCAUUAGGCGUUUCUGCAGUGAGCCGCUGGAUAUUGAUGUGUUUUAAGGAGGUGUCCCCAGUCCUCUCCUCCCCUCCAUCCACCCCUCCCACCCUCCCUCCUUCUCUCCCUCUCUCUCUCCCUCACACUCUCUCCUCCCUACCUCCUCCGUGCUGCUGAUCCGCGGGGUCUCGGUGCGCUCAGACGCGUUCGGCGUUCAGACUCGUAGGUACCCCGAUGGCCCCCCACCAAAGGGACUGCAUUAACCAGACGACCAGCCCCGGCUCCAAACUCUCCUAGCGAAGGCAGGACCCCGAGAGCCUGCUCCUGGAAUACCGCAUUGUUUUAUAAUUUCCAACCAGAGAGAGAAAGGUGAUGAUGCUGAUGAUGCGCCCGCGAUGGUGGAUUUCCCUUUUGUGCGUCUGUGGACUGAUGCACGUCGGACACCAGAGGAGCCCUACUGCCCGAAAUGGAGACGCCUUGUCGAGCUUGAAGGCUCUUCGUGAUGCAGGCAGGUUUGUCGGGAAGGAGGACACGGUGCCUCUCCGCCUUCUCUACAACAGGCACAACCACAGCCAGAUCACACAGGAUGAGCUCAGCACCAGGGUAAAAGCCAGCAGCUCCGGCUCCUCACAGGUGAACCAUGUGGCCCAAGCAAGCUUUCAGGUCAACGCCUUUGGCAGAGAAUUCAUCUUGGAUGUGGAACUGAAUCAUGAUCUGCUGUCUUCGGGAUACGUGGAGAGGCAUUUGUCAGAAAAAGGGAAGACUGUCGUCACCAAUGGUGGAGAGCACUGCUACUACCAAGGGAAGGUCAGAGACAUCCCUCGUUCCUUUGUGGCCCUGUCAACUUGUCAUGGAUUGCAUGGGAUGUUUUUCGAUGGCAAUCACACCUACAUGAUUGAACCUGGAGGACAAGGCAGCAGCAGUGGAGAUGUCCGCAUUCACAUGAUCUAUAAAUCUGCAGGGCAAGAGGGAUUUAACGAUCUACUCAACGGUGAUCUGCCAGAGCCGCCUUUUCCCAGCCCUCCAUUUCCUGGGUCAAAAGUUGUUCACAGGAGAAAAAAAAGACAGGCUCCACGUGUGUCACGUAGUAUAGUGGAUGAGACCAAAUACAUUGAGUUGAUGGUGAUCAAUGACCAUUUAAUGUAUAAGAAGCAUCGGCUUUCCGUUGGGCACACGAAUAACUAUGCUAAGUCAGUGGUCAAUAUGGCUGACAUGAUUUUCAAGGAACAGCUUAAUACCCGCAUUGUGCUGGUUGCCAUGGAAACCUGGUCAGCUGACAACAAGUUCAACAUUGAUGACGACCCCAUGGUGACCCUGAGGGAGUUCAUGAAGUACAGGAAAGAUUUCAUAAAGGAGAAAUGCGACUCUGUUCACCUCUUCUCAGGGAAUCGCUUUCACAGCAGCUGGGGUGGAGCUUCCUACAUGGGCGGGGUUUGCUCCCUCACUAAAGGAGGCGGAGUGAAUGAGUACGGGAAAACAGAUGAGAUGGCCAUAACCCUCGCUCAGUCUCUUGGUCAGAAUAUUGGCAUCUUCUCUGACAAGAAGAGGAUUCUCAAUGGUGAAUGCAAGUGUGAUGAUCGUUGGUCAGGCUGUAUCAUGGAUGAUGUUGGUUUCUACCUGCCCAAGAGGUUCUCCGACUGCAAUGUGGAGGAGUACCACAACUUCCUGAACAGCGGAGGAGGAGCCUGUCUUUUCAACAAACCUCUUAAGCUUUUGGACCCACCCGUCUGUGGUAACGGCUUUGUGGAGCCAGGAGAGGAGUGUGACUGCGGCAGCCCAGCGGAGUGUGCCAGAGAGGGGGAUAACUGCUGUAAGAAGUGUACCCUGACUCAAGGCUCAAAGUGUAGCAACGGGCUCUGCUGCAACAACUGCCAGAUGGAGUUCAUGGGAGUUGUGUGUCGAGAUGCAGUGAACGACUGUGACAUCCCAGAAAACUGCACAGGCAACUCCAGCCAGUGUCCACCAAAUGUGCACAAGAUGGAUGGCUACACAUGUGAAAAGGAUCAGGGUCGCUGCUUCAAUGGAAGGUGCAAAACCAAAGACAGACAGUGCAAGUACAUCUGGGGAGAGAAGGCAACAGCAGCUGACAAGUUCUGUUAUGAGAAGCUCAACAUUGAGGGGACAGAGAAAGGCAACUGUGGGAAGGACAAGGACACCUGGAUCCAGUGUAACAAACAGGAUGUUCAUUGUGGGUACCUGCUGUGCUCCAACAUCUCACCUGCACCACGACUUGGAGAGCUGCAGGGAGGGCUGACCUCUUUCUCUGUAGCUCGACACAGCGCUUCUCUUGACUGCAGUGGUGCUCAUGUGCUGAUUGAUGGAGACACCGACCUGGGAUACGUCGAGGAUGGGACGGCCUGCGGGACAGACCGCAUCUGUUUCAAUCACAAAUGUCUCCCAAUCCAACAGUUUAACUUCAGCACCUGCCCCGGGACCACUGACAAGACCAUCUGCUCCGGACACGGGGUGUGCAGUAACGAGCUGAAGUGUGUGUGUUACCUGGGCUGGGCUGGAGAGGACUGUAACUCCACGUCUCCUCUCAGUUAUCUUGUGGUGGGACCGACUGCCUCAGUCUCAGGUAUCACCAGUACAAACAUCAUCAUCGGGGCCAUCGUAGGCUCCAUUCUCUUCCUCGCUCUCAUACUGGCUGUUACAGCCUGGUGCUACAAGAGCUAUAAGCAGAGACGCUAUGUCGAGUCUGAGGUCCACCGAAGAUUCUGCCGACAAAUGCCCCCAGGUGACUAUGUAACAAAGCCUGGGGAUGCAGAUUCAUUUUACAGUGACAUGCCUCCGGGUGUCAGCACAAACUCCGGCUGCAGCUCCAAGAAGAGGUCAGCCUGCCUGUCGCACCUGCAGAUUUGUACCCUGUCCUUCACUCCCUCCAUCCCAUCCAUUUCUCAGAACAUCUCACUGUUUGGCUUCAGAUCUAAUGGGCUGUCCCACUCUUGGAGUGAGAGAAUCCCAGAUGCCAAACACAUCUCUGACAUCUGUGAAAAUGGGCGACCGAGGAGCAACUCAUGGCAAGGAAAUCUGAGUGGUAAUCGUAAGAAACUGAAAGGAAAGAAGUUUCGUGCUCGCUCUAACUCCACAGAGUAUUUAACCCCUCGCUUCAAAACAGAGUUUUAUGAUGUAACUAAAUGGGUAGAAGAUGUGAAUAGAAACACUCAAGGACCUUACCUUAGGACGUUAUCCCCUGCCAAGUCUCCCACUUCCUCUACAGGAUCUAUUGCAUCCAGCAGGAGAUACCCAUACCCCAUGCCCCCUCUCCCCGAUGACCAGAGGAAAGCCAACAGGCAGAGCGCCAGGCUGUGGGAGACUUCAAUAUAACAGCCGUCUUACCCACGCUGCAAAAAACCUUAAGGAACUACACUUGUCUCUCCUUUUCUAUGAAUGAAAAAUACAAAAAUGAAACAAAAUUGACUCUAAACGACUAAAGAGAAAAAGAGAGAGAGCCCCCCCUCCCCACUGCAGUGGAAAUAGACAGAGGUGUGUGUGAGUUAGUAUGUGCAAGCAUCUCCGAGGCCGUCUAGCCAGACAUUCAGUGGAUCUCUACGAGACGAUGCGGAGUGCUGGCGGAAGAAAAACCAGCUCUGCAUCCACUCCAGACCAGCUGGAGCUCAGACUGAGCUGUUCCUGUCUGCUCAGGCCUCACCCAUGGGACUGGAAACCCCACCACUUUGACCCCCACCUUUUUUCCGUACCUGUCCCUGAGACCUUAAACCUCGACACACAUCCUCCUUAGCUCGGCUCUCUUCACCCUCACUUCAACACCACUGUCCCCUGAGUUAUUCAACCUCCUCUCUAAAAAAAAGAAAGAAAGAAAGAAAAAAAAAAGGGGCGGGGGGGCAGCAGAGCCAGGAGCAGGUCAUCAUUAUCACACACUGCAUCGCUGGAUUUGUCGGAUCAUUUUGACGCACGUGAAUCACUGUAUAAACUCCCCAACACAGUAUGCAUGAGACAACCCUGUUUAUCAGCAGCCUCCUCCUACUGAAAAGACGAGAAGAACAGCGGUCUGAUCUGAAAGGAAAGCAUGUGAGGGGGCAGUGAUUUUAUACCUUCUGUAGGCUUAGAUGCUUUCUUUCCACUAUAGGUAACCCAUAUUGUAUCACUAGUUAUAACCCAUAACCCCUGAAAUGGACCCGACCCUGACCCCUCCACCCUCGCUCUUCCUCCUCCCCCCUCCCUUCAGUUUGUUUGUGCGUGUGUAAAUAUGUACAGUAAAAUACACACAGAGUAUGUUUUUAUUUUGAAAGAGGAGACUCUCUUCCUCUUGGUGUAUUGUGUUGUAGACAGAAGCAGAUCUCUGUAGAUGAGUGUAGAGACCCCCGCACUCGUUCUUCUGUCUGUGUUUCUACUUUUCGUCCUCAUUUUCUCUUCCCUCUGGCUAUUUUCCUGUGUGACUGUGACCUCUAUAGCUUUCUCCAUCCACAGCAGAAUGUAAAAGUGUUCUUUUAUAUAUAUACAUAUAUAUAUAUUAACACUGGUUUCAUCCAUCUCUGGGAGAAAUACAUAGACACGAAGUGACGACUGAGGAAGUGUUGACAAAGACGUUGACUGUGGCACAGUGAGAAUGUUACUGAGAUGGUAUUAAUUUAGCGAAAUUUGAAUAGUUUUAUGUGCCAUUGCUGUGUGAAAUGAGUGGACUGAGAUGUGUUUGGUGUAGUUAUAGACGUGCCACUUUUCACUCGUGGUUUUUGGAAAUUACCCCAUUGAUAAUGUUAAGAUGUUUCGAGUUUUCCCUUGAUUCUGCAUUAGGAUGUUCGAGACCAGUGUGCUCCGUUUUUUUGCGGUGAGAGUACAUAAAGUCAGCGAGAAGUCAGUGACGUUAGCGUGGCUGAUAACCACGCUCUGUGAGAAUCACCAUGAUUGGAGAUGUGCAUUUUGGAUUUAGCUGUGAUGAUUGAGAUAUUUAGCCUUGUAAAUGAUUAACUAUGCUGUACAGUGCUUGCUGUUUGAGCUUGUGAAGACCAACAGCAUGACAGUUCUAUAUCAAAUUAAGUUAUUUCUCUGGUAGGCUGUUUGUGAGACCAUAAUGGGAAAGGAGCAUGUCGCUGAAAGACCUUUUCCCCCCUUAUUGCCUAUUGCUGUUGUCUUUAAUGGGUUUGUGUGCCGCAGACAGACUACACUGCUUUAGCAAAGUCAGGACAACUCAUGGCAGGAAGUCACAGGGUUUAAACAUGAUUAAGAAUGGAGAUUUUGUCAUGCCAGUGUAGCUUAUUUAAGGUGGAAAACGAAUCCCAUAUCACUCCCCAAAAGCAAGUUCUUUGUACAGUUACAGCUCAUUGCUCUACCUUGUGUAGAAACUGUUGUCUUAAGGCCUCUUGUUUGUCAUUUUACUGUUGUUAAGUUUUUGUUCCGGUGUGGACACUUGUUCAUUUGUAAUUCAUGUAUGCAUUAGGACUGUAUAGGUAAUAUGAUCGUCACAAUAUUGGACUAAUAUUGCUACUAGUAUCUUUUUUAUUAAGUACCUUUGUAAUGUUCACUUUUUUCUCAGCAUUAUGUACAGCAACUAUUCAAACAGUAAUUAAGUGCAUUAUUGUAAUUAUGUGUGUUGAUGAGUUUGAAUGGAGACAUGAUGACUUCUCUCUUUUUUAAAAAACACAUUAGUUCCUCUGGCACGUGCUGAUCUGUAUCACGUAAGUUUUGGGCACAGAUGUUGUAAAUGAGAUCUGACUGGGCUCCUGAUUUGCCUUCAUCCAGGGUUUUCCUCUUUGCCCUGGUCUUCUUAAAGUAUUGGUCAGAGUCCAGUGGCCCAGGCCACGGAAAGCAGCGUGUUUUCUCAGAGCUCUUGAGUAAUACUUUUAACACCAUAACAACGCGCUUGUACAGCAAGACAUUGGUCCUGGUGUCAUGGACGUUGCACUAUAUGACACUCUGAGGCGGUCAAUCUUCACAUAAACAUAUCUGCUGUAUCUGCCUGCGCACACGGGUGGACUGACCAAUCCCAACAGGACGACUCUGGUGAACGUCCCCACAGAUGAGCUGUCUAUGUCUCUGCCUGUCCAGAGACUUGAAUGUAUUUGUGUGCUGGAGCACAACAAAACCACCCAGUCCUCAACCAUGUGGCCCCAUCCUGCCAGACACAUCGGCACUCUGCUCCAGGAACCUUAAAAACCCCACAUGUACUAGUUCAAAUCUAAAACUGCAGUUGCUGUCUAUUUUUCUUUUUACUUUUUAAUUUUUGCCUGUAUGCUGUACAGACUGAUGAUGCAAAAAUCAAUCCCCAUAUUUUUUUCUCCUCUUAAUCAUUCAGUAUUGUAAUAUAUUUAAUAUAAAAUAAAACUUUCAUCAACACAA